Pseudopipra pipra is the source of this 2583-nucleotide messenger RNA. RefSeq names its product killer cell lectin-like receptor subfamily B member 1B allele B. The transcript is spliced from 6 exons. Gene Ontology annotation, cellular component: cell surface; plasma membrane. Gene Ontology annotation, biological process: regulation of natural killer cell mediated cytotoxicity. The record is from RefSeq and is a predicted model, not a curated record. Gene Ontology annotation, molecular function: signaling receptor activity. Bases 1502 to 2236 code for a protein of 244 amino acids. NCBI's taxonomy places the organism in Eukaryota, Metazoa, Chordata, Aves, Passeriformes, Pipridae.
AUAAACGGUGGGAAAGGGACCUUUUCCUCCAUCCUGAAGACUCAACAGCUUUGCAUCUUCUCCCAGCACACCUCAGCUCUCCACCGGCCUUGCAGUUGUUUAUCUGCAUCACCUCAGAGUUUGGUGCCACGGAUACCUCAGUGCAACCCCUCAGGGUCACCUCAGUGCCUGGGCUGAAGGAGAUGAGCCUGCAGGGAGGGGACAUGAUGUGGAAGCCCAUGUGUGGCUGCCUGGACUGGGGACUCUGGAUUUCUUUGUCCUUCUAGAACCAUCCCAGAACUCAUCCUGCUUCUCUAACAGUCCACAGUUGUACCCUAACCCUGUAUACAUGUAUGAUGCUGCCUAUCCAGAGUGAAGCAGGAGAUCCCACGUUCACUUUUGCAAUAAAACCUUUGGAAAUCCCCCCCUGUCCCUUCCCCUGCUCCCCCUGCCACUUUCCAUGAUUCCAUCCCAAAUGUCGGAGCCUUGGAGCUCCCAGGGGUGACGUGGGGCUGCUUCCCAGUGCUCCCAGUCUGCCCAGUCACCCUGGAGGGCUUCAGGGGGGGCGAUGGCACACAAGUGCUGCUGGGGGGGUCCCACCUCACUUCUGUUUGUUUUGUGCUUCCCGAGCUGGGCAAAACCGAUUUUUGGGUUUUUCUGCCCGAACUCUGUCCCCCUCCUCCGCUCGGGCAAAAGGGAUUUGGGGCCGUUUUUUCCCCCUUUUCGGAGGGAAAUCGGGUGCGUUUGUGCACCGUGGCCGGCAGGGGAUGCGCACGAGCCGGGAAUUCCCGCGGACAUUCCCUCGGUCCUGUCCCGCCCCGAGCGGCCCCCGCAGCCCCCACGGGACCCCAAAAGCAACUGUGGGGGCAGCCCCAGAAACCAGGACUUGGCCCCUCGGGCGCUUGGAGCUGCACGAGGAGGGUAAAGGAUCCCCCGGUGCCCCCCAGGAGCGACUCUGCCCCCCCAGAACGGGGCCGUGUCCUGACUGAUGGGGUCGAGGGGGACAAAGGGGGUGUCAGACAAGUGGGGAAAAACCCCCCUAAAUGACCUGGGGGUGUCAGCUCCUCCUGCCCUGCCUGGUUCUGACCCUCCCAUGGCUGCAGCAUUUCUGCCACCACCCCAUCCCUGAGAGAUGCUCUUUGGGGAAGCAACACCAAAUAUCACCUGUCACGUUUCAGCCUCACCCCCCAAAAAACCUCAGUCACUGGCUUUUUGAGUUAAUUUAAUAAAUUAAUUUGAUUAAUGUCAUAAAUUUCCGCCUGUUCGGCCCAACCCUGCACGUGUUCCUGCACCUCCAGGUGAGCCCCCUCCUCCUCCUCCUGACUGGGGACACCCUAAACCCUUUCCCCAGGCACAGGGGAGACUGAAGAAUAUAAAGAUAUGUUUAAAAAAAAACCCCAAAGAAACAUAAAAGGCCCGGUUGGUGCCAUUUCCUGGGACCGGACGCACGUUGGUCACGAGGUGAGAAGGUGUCCGAGUCUGGUGUCGCUCUCGGGACACGCCAACGACCUCCAGAGCCACCAUGGCUGGGGAAAUGGGUCAUGCCAAUCUGAGACAUCCUGGGAAUGAGCCUUCCCCGGCUGAGAAAUGUCCUGCUCCUGCCCCGUGCCCGUGGUGGCACAGAGUCCUCCUCACAGCCGGGGCGCUGGGGCACCUCGUCCUGCUGGUGCUGGUGGUGCUCCGAAAUGUGAGUGUUUUUCAGGGCUCUCCAGGUCCUGAAAGUGACACCAGAGUUGAGAUCCAGGCCAGGAACCAGACGGAGCGAUGCAUCUUCCCAUCCCUGGUGCGGUACUUCUGCCAGCCCCAGGGGCAGAGCCCCCCAGCCCCUGCUGGCUGCAAGUUGUGCCCCCAGGACUGGCAGCUCCGUGGGGAGAGAUGCUACUGGCUCUCCAAGGAAUCAGGAAACUGGACUCGGGGCAGGAAAAGCUGCCAAGAUCAGGACUCCGAGCUGGUGGUGCUCAAGAAUGAGACAGAAAUGGAGAACGUCGAGAGUGUCACAGGCAGGCGCCCGUGGUCGGUGUGGGUCGGGUUGAGGUCACAGCAGAAGGAGUGGACGUGGGUGGACGACACCCCCUACAACCCCCACAGGUUUGGGGUCCUGCGGGAGCUGGAUGAAGGGUGUGGGACCCUGAAAGGCAAGAGCUUGGAUGUUGAUGUCUGUGCCAGUGACCACAAGUGGAUUUGCCAAAAAGCCCCUUUCCAGCUCUCCCCGCCCACGGCAGGAGACGUUGGGAAGCUGGAUGAUGCCUCCACCUGACACUCUCAGGCAACAGACCCUGUGUGGUAUAACAAAAUCAUUUAUUACAGUUCUUUCAUGGUUUAUCCACCUCGUUACAUCAGCAGUAAAUUCCAGUCAGUAGCUUUUCUCUAUAUCCACUUUUUAGUUAAGCAUUCUCUACCCAUGAGAAAAAUACUCCCAAGCAAUUUCACACACACACAGAUACAUCUCACCAUGUCUAUAUUCAGAUUGCCAAGUUCCCCUUAAGUUUCUCCCAGAGUCACAUAAUCUCGCUUCCCAUCACUUCAGUGUUAUUUUUAUGCUUUUACAUUACUGUAGAUAACAAUAAGCCAAGCGGCUCCAUCCCUGCUUUCCUUUGUAACCAA